AUGAAUGUAGAGUUGCUGGUCUCGUUGGUGUCGGAACAAAAAGAACUAUAUGACAAAUGCGACAGCGAUUACAAAAAUCUUGAUAAAAGAGAACUGUUAUGGAGUGGUAUUGCACAGCAAAUGGGCCUUGAUGUGGAGGAGGUAAAACACAAAUGGAAAAGCCUGCGAGAUACAUAUACACGAAAAAAGUGCGAAGAUGAUUGCCGAAGUGGACAGGCUGCUAAAAACAAGAAGCCGUGGAAAUUUAUGAAGGUCAUGGAGUUCCUCGCAACAUCAACUGAAUUUCGAAGGUAUUAUCAUUAUGUUCAAAGCAAUAUUUCUCCUGAAAAUAUGGAUGAAGGGGUUGAGCAAGUGGUGGUUCAAAAAGAAGUCAGCGACAGAGAAGAAGCAUCAGCAAGCACGUCUCCAGGAUCAACGUUCUCCAGCCCAACUGUGACAAGGUCUACUUUAAACAAAAGAAAACGUCCAGAGACACCAGACUUGUUGGACCGGUACCUUUUAUCCAAAGAAGCCAGGGAAAGUGAGAAAGAGAAACGCAGAAGAGAACCAUUUUGGCUCAGGAGCACCUGGAAGUUCACUUGGUGGGGGAACAUUCAGAGUUGCCUUUCCCAGUACAGAAUUGGCAAAGAUUCCUCCAUCACUGUUGCUGCCAUAGCUCCCCACAUCAACCACCAGGUAGUGGUAAUCUGCAUCAACUAA
Carassius auratus (goldfish) is the source of this 699-nucleotide messenger RNA. RefSeq lists its product as uncharacterized. Gene Ontology annotation, cellular component: nucleus; transcription regulator complex. Bases 1 to 699 code for a protein of 232 amino acids. The transcript is spliced from 4 exons. The record is from RefSeq and is a predicted model, not a curated record. Gene Ontology annotation, biological process: regulation of transcription by RNA polymerase II. Lineage: Eukaryota; Metazoa; Chordata; Actinopteri; Cypriniformes; Cyprinidae.